Molecule: messenger RNA, 3841 nt
Organism: Nothobranchius furzeri (turquoise killifish)
Lineage: Eukaryota; Metazoa; Chordata; Actinopteri; Cyprinodontiformes; Nothobranchiidae
Source: RefSeq, a predicted model, not a curated record
GAUAGAGAACUCAUUCUCAUUUACAACAACGAUCUGGCCAAGAGGCAGCAGCAACAGACACAUAAUUAGCUUUACAUCAAAGAAAAACAAAUGAGAUAAAAACAAACUAGAUUAAAAUAAAGUAAAUUACAAAAUUAUUAUAACAGGUGUAAAACUAACUUGUCUUUACUUUAAGUAAUUGUUUGAGGAAGAUAUCACAUGUUAUGUGUGUUUUAUUAGUCCCAUUCUGAACACACAGGUGUGUUUUAUUCUGCUCCAGCAGGUGGCGCUAGUGCACCUUUACGCUGGUCACCGACCACCUGAAGAAGCAGAAACCGGAAGCUGCUAGCUGAGCUAGCUUGUUGUUCUGGUGUGUGAGGAGAACAUUUGAGGCUCUGCAGUAAAAAUGUCUUCACUUCAGUCUCUGGGAGAGUUGAUCAGCUAAAGCGACUAACUGCUGCUGCUGCAGAAAUCUUCUCACCAGGCUGUGGAAACUUUCUUUUCCUCCUCAACAACUUGGUGGAGUUCUUUCCAGAAGCAGAGAAGAUAUUCUGCGGUCUUCGUGACAAUCGGAGCUCCAGAAUCAGGUUGUGGAUUGAAGAGGUUCCCUCUAUCAGACUCGCUCAUCUGAGUUGGUCAUGAUGCAGGAUCGCUGCUCGCUCUCUCAUCCAUCCUGCUCACACUCUCCGACGGAAAAGCCCCGAAUCUGAAUGUGACUCUGGAGGAAAAAGCGGUUAGCUCUACUCCGUGAACUCUGCUGUUAGCUAAACACGGCUAAAGAAAACCUGCUACCACUUCAGGAUCAUCCAUCAGCUGGGACUGAUUCAUCGUGUGUUCUUCACCACCUGGACCUGGACAGCAUGGACACAGAUGUUCAACAGCUGGUGCUGGUUAAAGAAGAAGAUCCUGAAGAACAGAGUGCUGGUGUGGACCAGCAGGACCCAGAACACCUCCACAUAAAGGAGGAACAGGAGGAGCUCUGGACCAGUCUGGAGGGAGAGCAUCUCUGUUUGAAGGAGGAGACUGAAGCUGUCGGGUCUCCUGUUACUGCUGUUUCUAUAAAGAGUGAGGAUGAUGAAGAGAAACCUCUGGUCUCACAGCUUCAUCAGCAGCAAAUAGAAGACAGAGAUGUUCCAACCAGCAGCUCAGCUGACCAGAUGACCGCAGAAACUGGUGGAGGAGCAGGAACUAGCAGGAACCCAGAUCUGAACCCUCAUGAACAAACAUCUGAUUCUUCAGAGACUGAAGUUAGUGGAGAUGAUGAUGAUGAAGAUGAUGAUGAUGAUGAUGAUGUGAAUCUGGACUCUGAGCUGUCAGACUCUGGGUCUGAAACUGGAGAUGAAGAUGAUGAUGAUGAUGAUGAUGUGAAUCUGGACUCUGAGCUGUCAGACUCUGGGUCUGAAACUGGAGAUGAAGAUGAUGACUGGAAUGAGAGCAGGUCUUCUGAGUCAGAUGGUAAGUCUGUCAACAAGUUCUUCACAAGUGGUCUCUCCAGAGACACGUGAGGGAGACGAGUCAUCCAGCAGUCAGGUCUUCAGGCUGUUUGGUUCAUAAGAAAUGUGUUAGAGUGAAGCAACAUGUAGACUCGUGCAGGAAAGUCCAGAAGAAACCUAAAUCAUUUAGUCAUGAUGACUGGAGAAAGGUUUACUACAAAUGUAAACAAACAAAUCACAUGAGAGUCCACACAUAGCAGCUGCUGUUCCAGAGUAUGGGCCAGCCUCAUCCCACCCAUACUCUGCUUCUGGCCGCUAACAAGAUGGCGCCUGUGUUUGGAAUAGCCACAGGUCCGUUUCCACAUUCCCGCCUGGCCACGGGGCAGCGCCGUGUCUCCGUCCAUGUUUCCUCGGGUCUGUUUAUCCUGGUUCUUCAGUGGUUUCCCUUCCUGUUCCCUCCAUGAGUGGACUUUACACACCGUGGAUCUGACCUGCUAACUCCAGCUGUUUCUGCUUCUGGCAGGAUCCUGGUGUAGGUACCCAGGGAGUCCAGAUGCUGCAAGAUGAAGUGUAGAGCCAUGCUGAUGGUGUAACGUGAUGGAAGUGGUUACUUUUACUGAAUGAUCAAUAAGAUGUGAUAUUCCAUCUAAUUAUAAAUGAUCAAUCUUAUUGGUCUUUGAAUAUUUGAUUUAAUACGACCUUAGGAACACACACUUAAUAUUAAUUCAGACAGAUUCAAGAAUAUAGUUUAUAAAAAUGAGUUUAAUUCUAUAUUUCUAAACUAAUGAUUACAUGACUGUUAGGGAUUGUAUCAAUAACCCAAUACCUGCAGCUGGAGAGAGAGGAGAGACAAUAAGCAGACAAGUCACCAAACUGCAAUCAGGGGCAGAAGCUUGGGGAGAAAUUAUGACACGUCUCUAAAUAAAAUAAAAUUUUCUAGUGCAGAGUGGAGACAACCCAUAGAAGCACUGAUUUGAUCUCAUUUCAGAGAAAAAUAGAACAGGUUAGAUGCACCUAAUAAAUAAAAUUAUAACAAACUCAGGAAUCUGUUUCUUUGCUUCACUGUUCUGGUGCUGAGAAUAUCACUAAUGCGGAUCAAAGGAGAUCCACAGAUGAAUGCACCUCUUAUUUAUUAUUUGGAGACUACAUUUACUGCAGCUGGCAGAGGCAGAGAUUUUUUCUAUUGAUACACUGAAUUUACAGAAUCAUUUUAAAUGUUAAUAGGGGAAGACUGCAGGAGGGAGCGGUAAAAUACAGGGGGUCCCCAGCAAAAACAAGAAACUUUACGAGUCUGAUGAAACCCGCUGGUUUUCCAUCAGGCAGUCACGGGGCAGCUCCAACGACCCAGUGGCUGUGCUGGGUCAAUGUUAUCGAGCUCAGUCGAGGCGACGUCGUGCUCUGCUUAAGAAGAGGUGUUAUUUUCCCGCUUCAGAAGAAGAGUCCAACGUGUUUUUACGCUUUCUCCGAGACAUGUCACGUCGCUAAGUUGUUAGCGCCGCGCGCUAACACGUCAAUAGUGCAGCGUAGCCUGCUGGAGGUUUUAAGGGUUCAGAUGAAAACACCCGACCUCUCAGGCUGCUCACACAUCGAUCUUAAGUUGUCGCUGUUGAGCUCACAUCGUAAUACAGUAUUAGAUGCGGUUAAAGUCAGACAUGAAAAAAUAAAUAAAUUUUACAUGAUGUAGCGUAAUGGUUGUUGGCUAUUUUAUGAAAGAUGAACCAUUCUACAUAAUAAUCUGGAAUAUUAAUUUUUAACAAAUUAAUAACCAAAUGUUAUAAAGAUAAGAAGACUCAAAGGUUGUUUUCAUCGAUAAACUGACGAUCAUAUCCGUUUGUUUGUGUUUCAUUUCAAUGAAAAGGCGAGUUUAAAUUUUAAGAGAUUUAUUUCUUCAAUUUAAACUAACGAUUUGAAAUGAUAAUCAAAGGAAAAACAAUCAACAUGGGCAACCUUGUUGGACAAUCUUUAACAGUUGAUAUUUUAAGCUUGCUCAAACAGACCUUGUGUUGGUUGGGCUAAAUUUGAGGAUGAUGGAAUUAUGAAUGCGUGCAGGCAGGUGUCUGAGAUUGCUUCAGGGAGAGAGAAGGUGAACUGAGUGAAAAAUGAUGUUUUGCAAUUAAACUUUAGUUCUUAUUAGAAAAACAGCAUCAGAACGCUAUCUAUCGUGUUCUGCCUCACCGAACUUAGGACCCCCUUUUAGAUCCGGACCUCGGAGGAUGUGUUAUCCAGAUGACACCUUGGCUGGCAGAGAAGACAAAGGUAUGCGACGGUCCAGUCCCGGGUUGACCUCGGUACACAUUGCUGAAGCGUUUCGGCAGAUGCGCUUUCUCAUGUUUAAAUUAACUCAGAAAUCAAAAGACUCUGGGACGAGUCUGCGUUAGCUGGUUGCAUUUUAGCUAUUCUGUCUGGCUUGACAGAAAUAGCGUGGGGGG